Messenger RNA from Dioszegia hungarica, 1257 nucleotides. RefSeq lists its product as uncharacterized. Gene Ontology annotation, biological process: ubiquitin-dependent protein catabolic process. Lineage: Eukaryota; Fungi; Basidiomycota; Tremellomycetes; Tremellales; Bulleribasidiaceae. Gene Ontology annotation, molecular function: polyubiquitin modification-dependent protein binding. The coding region runs from base 1 to 1257 and encodes 418 amino acids. Gene Ontology annotation, cellular component: cytosol. The transcript has 9 exons. The record is from RefSeq and is a predicted model, not a curated record.
AUGGCGGAAGGAACAGCAAAGACGGGCGAGGAGAUCACGAUCAACGUCAAGGGUCCCUCCGAGCUCAAGAUCCAGAUCACUAUCGCUCCGUCCAAGCUCGUCGGCGAGCUGAAGGAGGCGAUUGCGAGCAAGAGUGAUGUGGAGAAGGAACGGCAGAGGUUGAUCUACUCUGGUAAGGUAUUGAAGGAUGAAGAGUCAAUAUCGGCGUACAAGAUCCAGACUGGACACACGAUACACAUGGUCAAAGGCGCCGCUAAGACUGCUGCCGCCCCCGCCGCAGCAUCAGGUUCGGCAGGAGCUACCGGUCAGCGAUUGCCUCAGAUGGGUACGGGGCUGAACGUCGCUGGAAACCCUGUCGAUAACGUGGAGAACAUUCAUCAUGGUCUGGCUGGCUUCAACCCCUUUGCUGGGAUGGAGGGUAUCAAUAACUUGAACGACCCCAAUGCGAUGGCGAGCAUGAUGCAGAGUCCGGACUUCCUGCGGUCUAUGUCGGAUAUGAUGUCCCGCCCCGAAGUUGUCGACCAGAUCAUUUCAGCCAACCCCCAACUUGCUGGGAUGGGUCCCCAGAUCCGAGAGAUGAUGAACAACCCGAUGGUCCGGCAAAUGAUGAGUAACCCCGACUCCUUACGCAUGAUGAUGCAGAUGCAAGCGGCAAUGGAGAAUGGCGGGGGUGGUAUGGGAGGCAUGGGAGGUAUGGGCGGGAUGGGUGGACUCGCAGCACUUAUGGGCGGUCAAUCAGGCGCAGCGGGUGCUGGUGCCGGCGUAGGAGCAGGCGGAGCGGCCGCACCUACCGAUCCCUUCCCGAACCUCUUCGCACCGCAAGCUGGCGGUGCAGCAGCCGGUGGGGCACCAGCGACUGGCGCGGCGGGCGGAGCAGCUGCUAAUCCUUUGGCGGCGCUCUUUGGACCUGGCGGGGGAAUGGGCGGUAUGGGAGGGUUCGGCGGAGCAAGAGGUGCAGGCGCGGGAGCUGGUGCUGGCGCUGGCCAAAACCCGUUCGGCGGAUUCGACCCGGCGAUGUUGCGGAUGCUCGGUGGGGGUGCGGGCGGGAUGGGUGGGAUGGGCGGAAUGGGCGGUUUUGGAGGAGCGCCGGCUGCGCCAAGGGAUGAUCGGCCGCCAGAGGAGAUUUACCAGACUCAGCUGGGACAGUUGAACGCUAUGGGCCUAUGGGACGCGCAGAAGAACAUUACGGCUUUGAGGCGGACGGGCGGGAACGUGGAAGCUGCGAUUGAGCUGAUCUUUUCCGGUCAGCUCGGAUGA